This is a messenger RNA of Cylindrotheca closterium, 534 nucleotides long. NCBI's taxonomy places the organism in Eukaryota, Bacillariophyta, Bacillariophyceae, Bacillariales, Bacillariaceae. The record is from the annotation of a GenBank genome assembly.
AUGCUAUAUCGAGGUGCUGAUCGUAGAAGCAAGGGACAUUGCUGGAAAAUCGCCGUUGCAUGUUGUAAUGUUUUUGCAACUGGUGAUGAGCGAAGGAGCAUGUGGUUGGAAUGUUUUUUGCAACUGGGGAUGAGCCAAGGAGCUGACGUUGAGGCAAGGGAUGAAAAAGGCAAUACACCGUUACACUUGGUUUGUAACAGCUUUAUUUAUUUUGAUGAGAAUGCUCGUCUACUACUGGACGGAGGUGCCAUUGUGGAAGCAAGGAACAAUGAUGGUCGUACACCUUCUUUGUAUUUGGCAGAUCGAGGGGGUGCCAUUUUGGAAGCAAAAGACAGCGGGGACAAUAAACCUUUGCAUAUUGUGUGUUCCCGAGACAAUGUGGAUGUUGUUUCUCUGCUAUUGGGCGAGGAGGGAGCUGAUUUGGAAGCGAAGGAGACCAAUUGGGGAUGUCGGCCGUUGCAUCUAGCAGCUCUCAAGUCUUUUAUAACACCGAUCAUGUUGCCCGUGUACUCCUGGACCGGGGUGCCACAGUAG